Messenger RNA from Onthophagus taurus, 3592 nucleotides. RefSeq names its product actin binding LIM protein Uncoordinated 115a (gene Unc-115a). Gene Ontology annotation, molecular function: actin filament binding. Gene Ontology annotation, cellular component: actin cytoskeleton. Gene Ontology annotation, biological process: lamellipodium assembly; cytoskeleton organization. The record is from RefSeq and is a predicted model, not a curated record. Lineage: Eukaryota; Metazoa; Arthropoda; Insecta; Coleoptera; Scarabaeidae.
CAUUUCAGUUCGUCUUUGUGGCUCGCUGAGAUCGGUCGCUUUCGUUUUAAUCUUUGUAUAUAAAUAGAAAUCUCGACGGUUUACUGUUAUUUUUUAUUUUUUUAAAUUACGUAAUAUCGAAAAUUACCGUGGAAAGAAGGCGUAUUCUGUGAUUAAACUUAUAAAAGAAGGUUAAUUAAAAAGAAAACUGUGUGUUAUUUAAAAAAAACUUGCAUGUAUGUAUGUAUGUGUCUAGAUAGAGGUGUUUUGCGGUUCGACCAUCUGACGUAAAGCCUAUUUAUAGACAAUUGUGUUUAAUACCGAGCCGAAAGUGUCCGUUAACGGCUGGAAUUUUAGUCAGUCUAACUUUUAAGAGUUGUGGGUGAAGCGCACCUUUUUUAUUUUUGAUUAGUGUUUAAAAAGUUUUUGGGGGAAAAUGUUUAAGAAAAAGAAUAAACUCAAAGUUGAUACCAAAGCGGCCUCAAAACAGUUAAUUCUUAACGAACAGAACGAUCAAGAACUUGAUAAAAGGAAAUUGGAUAAUAACGAAAACGAAAAGAAAUCUAAAAAAGGUAAAACACUUUGUCAAGUGUGCAAGAAAAAGUGUUCCGGUGAGGUGCUACGAGUACAAGAUAAAUAUUUUCACACCCAGUGCUUUAAGUGUAAAGUUUGUCAGAAUUCCCUAGCUCAGGGUGGGUUUUUUGCUAAAAAUGGUGACUAUUAUUGUACCAGUGAUUACCAGAAAAAUUUUGGAACAAAAUGUGCGGCAUGUCAAGAUUAUGUUGAGGGAGAGGUCGUAACUGCUUUAGGUAAAACAUACCAUCAAAGGUGUUUUACAUGUGCCAGAUGUCGCCAGGCGUUUCCUUCCGGAGAAAAAGUCACUUAUACUGGAAAAGAGGUUUUAUGCCAAAAAUGCGUUCAAAUUCCUAUAAAACAAACGGUAACUCCUCAAGCAACAAGCCCGACGUCGCAAAAUCCAAACGAAUGCGCCGGCUGCCGUCAAGAAUUAAAAGAAGGGCAAGCUCUGGUCGCGUUGGAAAGACAAUGGCACAUUUGGUGUUUCAAGUGCGGAAAGUGCGGAAUGGUUCUUCACGGUGAAUAUAUGGGGAAAGAAGGCGUUCCAUAUUGCGAGAAAGAUUAUCAUAAACAGUUUGGAGUUAAAUGCGCUUAUUGCGAACGAUACAUAAGCGGAAAAGUUUUACAGGCUGGUGAUAACCAUCAUUUUCACCCGACGUGCGCGCGUUGUACGAAAUGCGGCGACCCCUUUGGCGAUGGCGAAGAGAUGUAUUUGCAAGGGGGGGCUAUUUGGCAUCCUAGAUGUGGACCUGGACCUACUGAGAACGGGCAAAUUUUGAAUGGUACUGCUGAAAAUGGACAUUGCACCGAUACAGAUACCUCAGCUAGAGAUUUUGAUAGGAUAAGUUGUUCAGCUGCUAGUGAGAUGCAGUUUUCGAUGCGCUCUAGAACCCCAAGCUUGACCGGUUCUUUGUAUAGCCCAACCAGCAUGUCUAGAAAGCAAUUUAGCUACCGCACGCCAUCUCCUGGUUUAAUGCUUCGCGAUUACAGCAAAUCAGCGACGUUAAACGAUGAUAUCUCACGAAUAUACACGUACAGCUAUCUAACGGAAGAACCCACCUUGGGGUACCUACGCAGACCGAUAGAACCUUAUGAUAAAGCACCCACAUCACCACAUUUCCAUCGACCAACCUCGCAAAAUUCUUUGAGAAGUAGCACAGGAAAAUCUCGGCAUGGUUCUAAAUCCGCAAUGAAAGUUCUCGUUGAUUCAAUCCGUUCAGAAACACCUCGCCCGAAAUCGCCGCACAUGAAUAACGAGGAACCAAUAGAAUUAUCGCAUUACCCAGGGGCGAAACCUCCGAAACCCGGUGAAAAACCGAAAAUUGAGCGGGAUGAUUUUCCAGCGCCACCUUAUCCAUACACGGAUCCAGAACGGCGUAAACGGUGGUCUGAUUCGUAUAAGGGCGUUUCAAACUCGGAUGAUGAAGACGGUGUCGAUGGAGGAGGUGGAAUUGAAAAUUCGUCUGGCGAGAUUAAAGAUGUGCAAUUGAGAAAGGAACAAGAGGAAUUGGCUAAGAUUGAUAGUGGAAUGGGGAAGGUGUUUUUGAAGGAAGUUAAGGAACGGGAGAAGGUUAAAUUGUGGAAGGCUGCUCAUUUGGAUCCAAGAAACGCUUCAAGAACCCCCAGUGCUGCAAAAGAACCAACUUAUAGAUUAAGAUACGAAUCGCCAAUCGGUGCGAGCCCAUCAAGAAACUUAGACCACCCAAAACCGUUUGAUGAUGAAGAAUUCGAUCGUUCAAAUAGUUGUAGAUCAUCAAUGGGAAGAUCAAUCGGACAAAUUCCUAGUUAUAACGUCGUCAGCGCAUUGAGGCACGUUCCAAAACCGGGUUACGGCCUUGCCCCUCGAUCGCACACGUUCAGCUCAUCAGCCGGUAGCUAUACGCACAUUCCCGGAGAUUAUUCGUUUAGCGGUAUGGGAGUAAAAACGCAUAGCACGGAUUUUAGUAGCGGCAAAUCGGACAUUUCCAUCGGGUCAAUGACGGAUGUUGAUAGAAGAGCUUUGAAUUCCGAAAUGAUCGUACCCACGACUUACUCAGCACUGGGAAGAUCCCCAGGAGGGUACACGUCUCAAGUAAGACGAUCCCUGCCAAACAUGGCUCACACAAUGUUAAUAAACGAACCAGCGAAGAUUUACCCUUACCAUUUACUGUUAACGAAUAAUUAUCGACUGCCCGCAGAUGUUGAUAGAGUAAACCUAGAGAGGCAUCUAUCUGAUACGGAAUUUGAAGCAAUAUUCCAAUGUGUACGGGCGGAUUUUUAUAGGUUACCCCAGUGGCGUCGCAACGAGCUUAAAAAGCGAGCUCGUUUAUUCUAAAAAAAUCCUAAAAAAAAUAAAAUUAGGAUGCUACUACAUCACAAUUAAUAUCCUUGCCUAGUGAAUCUUUGAUCUACAAAAAUUGUUUAAAUAACAGCUUACGUUCUUUAGCACUACUUGCAUUUAAUAUUUGGUUUUGGAUAAUUUUUUGACUUUUAAACGUCUAUAACUACGACUACUAAUAUAUAAAAAUAUAAUACAUAAUAUACACAUUUUUGUUCUUAGUGUUUAAGAGUAAAGCUGUAAGUUAAAUCGAUAGGCAUUUUGAAAAAAUGGUCGAUUUUUAAUUAAAAACGUCGAUAACGUUUUUUUUUUGUUUUCUUUUGUGCUUUUUGGGGCUACUAGUCGAGUCAGAAAUGAAAUAAAAAUAAUUAAAAAAAAAGAAAUGUAGAUAGUGAAGUACUAGUUACGAUUAAAAUGGUGUAUAUUUUAUUUUUAAAACAGUUACUAUAUAAUUUAUUGAGUAUAAAAAAAACUAUCUUGCUUCAUUAUGAUUUUUGAGGUUCUUGUGUUGACGUUAUGGUUUUAUAUAUAAUAAUAUAUAAUAUAAAUGGAAGCUUAUUUAAAGAAAAAAAUGAUAUAAUUAGUAUAAUAGUUUAAUAUAUUUACUCUUAGACGGUGACUAUUUAAAUUUAAUUGAUAUGUAUUGGUAAAUAAGUAUGAUAUAUUAGAUUAAUUCUAGCACUGCUCUAUUUCAAUAAAAAGAAAGCUACUUUAAUAUUA